This is a messenger RNA of Liolophura sinensis, 897 nucleotides long. Its product is annotated as phosphatidylinositol N-acetylglucosaminyltransferase subunit C-like. The record is from RefSeq and is a predicted model, not a curated record. The transcript is spliced from 7 exons. Gene Ontology annotation, biological process: GPI anchor biosynthetic process. Gene Ontology annotation, cellular component: membrane; glycosylphosphatidylinositol-N-acetylglucosaminyltransferase (GPI-GnT) complex. NCBI's taxonomy places the organism in Eukaryota, Metazoa, Mollusca, Polyplacophora, Chitonida, Chitonidae. The coding region runs from base 10 to 864 and encodes 284 amino acids.
GACCUGAACAUGGCGACCAGAACAAAGUGGCGAAAGGUUUUGUAUGAAAAUCAAGGAGUUCCAGACAAUUACGUGGACGAGACUUUCCUGGAUGAACUUAAAAAGAAUUUGUAUACAAGGAAGUACGACUACUGGUCUGUAUUAAAGGAGUCAGGAGUUGUCACACAGCAAAUUAGCAGUGUAUGCUUGUUUGUGGUGGUGUACAUCUCCAUGAGUGAGAAGAUGUUGUCACCAGAGUUACUGUUCCUGAUUUCCUCACUCCUCACUCUGAUUGGUUACAUAACCUAUGAUAUCAUAGAUGACAGAGAAGGACGUUCAGAGUCAGGGCGCUCCAGGGUGGAUGAUUUGAAGACUGUUGUGAUGUUCAUUGGGUUCAGUUUUGGUUUGUCUCCUGUCCUGGUCUCCCUGACGGAGACCAUCAGCACAGACACAAUCUACGCCAUGACCACCAUUACACUGCUCGCUAACUUACUCUGCCAUGAUUAUGGAGCCAACUCUGCCAUGGUGUCCUGGUCUGUGUCACUCAAUGCAGGAUUAUUUGCCUCUGUCUGUCUGGCGUCACGACUUCACAGCUCAACGUAUGCAUUUUCAUUGGUCACGUUUUCUUUAGAGUUGUUUGCCCUUUGGCCUUUACUGCGACGUAAACUGAAGCAGACAUGUCCCAGCAGUCACAUUCUCCUGACAGUGCUGUCUGGUAUAGGUGCAGCCCUCAUGUUGCUGCAUGUGUCAGCAGUUUGCGCUAUUCUCUACAUACUUCUUCACAUCUUCAUCACAUUUGUCUGCCCAGCCUGGCUCAUCAGUCUCCAACCAUUUAAAAAUAACAUAUAUGGUCCUUGGGAUGAAGCUGUUAUCCAGGACAGCUGAGAGUGACAUGGGAAAAACCUGUAAUCAAGCCAC